This is a messenger RNA of Phodopus roborovskii (desert hamster), 3370 nucleotides long. It is a transcript of the gene Kif5a, whose product is annotated as kinesin family member 5A. Lineage: Eukaryota; Metazoa; Chordata; Mammalia; Rodentia; Cricetidae. Gene Ontology annotation, molecular function: microtubule binding; ATP binding; microtubule motor activity. The transcript has 28 exons. Bases 265 to 3360 code for a protein of 1031 amino acids. Gene Ontology annotation, biological process: microtubule-based movement. The record is from RefSeq and is a predicted model, not a curated record.
GCCCCGCCCAGGCCCGCAGCGCGGCUGCAGCGCGAGGGGCGGGGAGGCAGAGCGCGGCGAGAGGACCAGACGCCCAGGUCGCCCGCAUCCAGUGCCGCAGGAGACCCAAAGCGCGCCUUCGCCCGGGCGUCCCAGCUGCUGCCUUGGCCCCAGCCACAGAUCACCUGUCCUCCGCCUCGACCCCAGCUCGGCGCUCCCGUGCUCCCGAGCCAUCUCUACCCCGUGCAGCCGGAGACUCGCCCCAGCCCGUCGUCGGCGACCACCAUGGCGGACACCAACAACGAAUGCAGCAUCAAGGUGCUUUGCCGAUUCCGGCCCCUGAACCAGGCGGAGAUUCUGCGGGGGGACAAGUUCAUCCCCAUUUUCCAAGGGGACGACAGCGUCAUUAUUGGGGGAAAGCCAUACGUCUUUGACCGUGUGUUCCCCCCAAACACGACUCAGGAGCAAGUUUAUCAUGCAUGUGCCAUGCAGAUCGUCAAAGACGUCCUUGCUGGCUACAACGGCACAAUUUUUGCUUAUGGACAGACAUCCUCAGGGAAAACACAUACCAUGGAGGGAAAGCUGCACGACCCGCAGCUGAUGGGAAUCAUCCCUCGGAUUGCUCGAGACAUCUUCAACCACAUCUACUCCAUGGAUGAGAAUCUGGAAUUCCACAUUAAGGUUUCUUACUUUGAGAUUUACCUGGAUAAGAUCCGAGACCUUUUGGAUGUGACCAAGACAAACCUGUCUGUGCAUGAGGACAAAAACCGGGUACCCUUUGUCAAGGGAUGUACCGAGCGCUUUGUGUCCAGCCCAGAGGAGAUUUUGGACGUGAUCGAUGAAGGGAAGUCGAACCGUCAUGUGGCUGUCACCAAUAUGAAUGAGCACAGUUCUCGGAGCCACAGCAUCUUCCUCAUCAACAUCAAGCAGGAGAACAUAGAGACUGAGCAGAAGCUCAGCGGGAAGCUGUACCUUGUGGACCUGGCUGGGAGCGAGAAGGUUAGCAAGACAGGGGCAGAGGGGGCUGUGCUGGAUGAGGCCAAGAACAUCAACAAGUCACUGUCAGCCCUGGGGAACGUGAUCUCCGCCCUGGCUGAGGGCACUAAAAGCUACGUGCCGUACCGUGACAGCAAGAUGACACGGAUUCUCCAGGACUCCCUGGGAGGGAACUGUAGGACCACCAUGUUCAUUUGCUGCUCGCCAUCCAGCUACAACGAUGCUGAGACCAAGUCCACGCUCAUGUUCGGGCAGCGGGCAAAGACCAUUAAGAACACUGCAUCCGUGAAUCUGGAGUUGACCGCCGAGCAGUGGAAGAAAAAAUAUGAGAAGGAGAAGGAGAAGACCAAGGCCCAGAAGGAGACGAUUGCAAAGCUGGAGGCCGAGCUAAGCCGGUGGCGCAAUGGAGAGAAUGUGCCUGAGACCGAGCGCCUGGCUGGGGAGGAUUCAGCUCUGGGAGCUGAGCUGUGCGAGGAGACCCCCAUGAAUGACAACUCAUCCAUUGUGGUCCGCAUCGCACCUGAGGAGAGGCAGAAAUAUGAGGAAGAGAUCCGCCGUCUCUACAAGCAGCUUGAUGACAAGGACGAUGAAAUCAACCAGCAGAGCCAGCUCAUUGAGAAACUGAAGCAGCAGAUGCUGGACCAGGAAGAGCUGCUGGUGUCUACUCGCGGAGACAACGAGAAGGUCCAGCGGGAGCUGAGCCACCUGCAGUCCGAGAACGAUGCGGCGAAGGAUGAGGUGAAGGAGGUGCUACAGGCCCUGGAGGAGCUGGCAGUCAACUACGACCAGAAGUCCCAGGAGGUGGAGGAGAAGAGCCAGCAGAACCAGCUGCUGGUGGAUGAACUGUCCCAGAAGGUGGCCACCAUGCUGUCCCUGGAGUCUGAGCUGCAACGGCUCCAGGAGGUCAGCGGACACCAGCGCAAACGCAUCGCCGAAGUACUGAAUGGGCUGAUGAAGGACCUGAGUGAGUUCAGUGUCAUCGUGGGCAACGGUGAGAUUAAGCUGCCGGUGGAGAUCAGUGGCGCCAUCGAAGAGGAGUUCACGGUGGCCCGACUCUACAUCAGCAAAAUCAAAUCGGAGGUUAAGUCCGUGGUCAAGCGGUGUCGGCAGCUGGAGAGCCUCCAGGUGGAAUGCCAUCGCAAGAUGGAGGUGACUGGCAGGGAGCUCUCAUCCUGUCAGCUGCUCAUCUCACAGCAUGAGGCCAAGAUCCGUUCGCUUACGGAAUACAUGCAGAGUGUGGAGCUGAAGAAACGCCACCUGGAAGAGUCUUACGACUCCCUGAGCGAUGAGCUAGCCAAGCUUCAGGCGCAGGAGACUGUGCAUGAAGUGGCCCUCAAAGACAAGGAGCCAGACACACAGGACGCAGAGGACGUGAAGAAGGCCCUCGAACUGCAGAUGGAGAAUCACCGUGAGGCCCAUCACCGGCAGCUGGCCCGCCUCCGGGACGAGAUCAAUGAGAAACAGAGGACCAUUGAUGAACUAAAAGACCUGAACCAGAAACUGCAGCUGGAGCUGGAGAAGCUUCAGGCUGAUUAUGAGCGGCUGAAGAACGAAGAGCAUGAGAAGAGCAUCAAACUCCAGGAGCUGACAUUUCUGUACGAGCGACAUGAGCAGUCCAAGCAGGACCUCAAGGGGCUGGAGGAGACAGUUGCCCGGGAACUCCAGACCCUUCACAACCUUCGCAAGCUGUUCGUUCAAGACGUCACGACUCGAGUCAAGAAAAGUGCAGAGAUGGAACCCGAGGACAGUGGGGGGGUUCACUCCCAGAGACAGAAGAUCUCCUUUCUUGAGAACAACCUGGAGCAGCUUACAAAAGUUCACAAACAGCUGGUACGUGACAAUGCAGAUUUGCGUUGUGAGCUUCCUAAACUGGAAAAACGACUUAGGGCUACGGCUGAGAGAGUUAAGGCCCUGGAGGGUGCACUGAAGGAGGCCAAGGAGGGCGCCAUGAAGGACAAGCGCCGCUACCAGCAGGAGGUGGACCGAAUCAAGGAAGCUGUGCGCUACAAGAGCUCCGGCAAGCGGGGCCAUUCUGCCCAGAUUGCUAAGCCUGUGAGGCCUGGCCACUACCCAGCCUCCUCACCCACCAACCCCUAUGGCACCCGGAGCCCGGAGUGUAUCAGUUACACCAACAACCUCUUCCAGAACUACCAAACCCUGCACCUGCCGGCUGCACCUAGCUCCACCUCAGAUAUGUACUUUGCUAACGCCUGUGCCAGCGGUGGACCCACUUCUGGUGGCCCCUUAGCUUCCUACCAGAAGGCCAACAUGGACAAUGGAAACGCCACAGAUAUCAACGACAACAGGAGUGACCUGCCAUGCGGCUAUGAGGCUGAGGAGCAGGCCAAGCUUUUCCCUCUCCACCAAGAGACGGCAGCCAGCUAACUCCCUCCCA